CUCGCAAAAUCACAACUGACCUCCACGCCAGAGGGAGAGCCUUCCGCUUUCGCUGCAACUCCAACAACAACGCAGGCGGGCAUCGCCCCAUCGGCAUGGCCGACGACGCCGCCGCCCACGACCCCGACGGGUUCAACAAGUGGUGGGAGACCUUCAACAAUGGCGGCGCCGUGGAAGAUGAGCCGAUGGUGGACUCCGACUCCGAUUUCGAGCAGGGCGCGGAGGAGGAGGAGGAGGAUGCGGGCGUGGUGGCGGGCGAGCGCGACCGGAAGGUGGAGCCGGACGCCCUCGCCCCCGCCGGGAGGGAGGGCAGCAGCGGCGCCGCCCGCGAUUGCGACGUUGCAGAGGAGGAGAUUUCUGAGGAUGGCCAUUUUCAGCUUGAAGGUGUGCUGCAGGGAAUGAAGAGAGAAGCUGCCGCCGGACGAAAUACACCGGGGGCUACUGCAGCUGAGAUCCAGAACGAAGUAGGUCAAGAGGAGUACGUUUCUGAGGAUACCUAUGUUGGAGUUGCGGAGGAGAUUUCUGAGGAUAGCCAUUUUCAGCGUGAAGAUGGGCUGCUGGGAAGGAACAGAGAAGCAGCCGCCAAACUAAAUACACCACGGGCUUCUGGAGAUGAGGUCCAGAACGAAGAAGAUCAAGAGUGGUAUGUUUCCGAGGACAAGAUUGGAGGCGGGCAGCAAGCAAGGAAGAGGAAAACAACAGUGGCACCCAACAAACAGCAAAUGACUGGAAUUAAGAUCCGGAAGAAAACUGUUUAUGGUGAGUGUCUGAGAGCUGAGAAUCAGAUGCUGAGGCUGCAGCUUGUUCGCAAGACGAAAGAGCUUGAGGCUGAACAGAUUCGGAGACUCGAGCUAGAAUUGCAUUUUAUGAAAAAGGAGAACGAGCUUCUGAAGAAGCAGCUUGAAGAGUUGAAAGCUGAGAAUGAGUACUAUAAGAAGACCGCAAAGCCACAAAAAACCCGAAGGCUGUGCAGGUUCUGUAAGGAAUAUGUCGACCACGACUACCGCAACUGCCCCGAGAGACGCGCUUCCGCUUGUUCUGAAGAAGACGACGGCUCCAACUAACAUCCUGUGAAGUUAUGCUGUGUAGUACCUACCCGCUAGGAUUUAGUUCUGUAGAAUGUGCUCGUGCGGCAGUGCGCGAGCCUUUUGUUGAUUUUAGUGAUGCUUUUGCUAUUAUAUUAGCUCUAGUGGCAGCUAGUUACCGCGUAUCUUAGAAACAGAUUUGCUGCAGAACAUGAAAUUUCUGCUGCACUUGAUCUGUUCAGUCUCCUAUGAUGUUUAUGUGAACUUGAAGGUCUAGUCUGAUUAGUAUUGAAGCUUCUGGGAAACAACUUA
This is a messenger RNA of Aegilops tauschii subsp. strangulata, 1337 nucleotides long. RefSeq lists its product as uncharacterized. The record is from RefSeq and is a predicted model, not a curated record. NCBI's taxonomy places the organism in Eukaryota, Viridiplantae, Streptophyta, Magnoliopsida, Poales, Poaceae.